UCCUCGUACCCUUCGCAAGCUCGAUCUGCAGCUUCCAACCUUUAACUUGCGAAGAGCCGAAGACAAAACAUUUGAGAAGGUUUUCAGGUCUCCUCUUGAACCGCUCUCUGCUUUGAGCAGGAGCUUGAUUUCAGGUGUUGAUGGCGGCUUUUAUGCGUAGUCUCUCCUCUAGGACAACCCUUGUGACUCGACGAGUCAGUCCUUCUUUUAGUUGUAUUCUCCAUGAUAAGGAUGAUAAAAGAGGUAAAUCCAUUGAUGAAGGUCCACCACAAAGGAGAAUCAGUGACUUCCUUCAACAGAGGUCAUUUGGGAGCAGCUUUAAUAACUCUGCUGCUGGUUUUGGCCCUUUCUUCAGGGAUAAUAGAUCCUCACAUUACUCUGGUUUGCCAAGUGCUGGUCUCUCCUUUUACCGGUUUAUGUCGAGUACGGGCAGUGAGGCAUCAGACCAGAUUGGUCUGAUGAGCGAUGUUGCAGAUGUUUUUACUGAUGCAACCGUGCAAGCCGUGGCCACCCAGGCCCCAGCUGUGAGUGAGGUUGCAAUUGCUGCAGCUGAUUCAUUCUUACCUAUUGCAGCUCUUCAAUAUUUGAUUGACGCGGUGCAUUCAUUUACCGGAUUCAACUGGUGGGCUUCUAUUGCUUUGACGACUGUGUUGAUUAGAAGUGCAACAGUGCCGGUUUUAAUACAUACACUCAAAUCUACUUCUAAACUUACAAUCAUAAUGCCACGCUUGCAGGAGAUUCAGGAAGAGAUACAAAAAAAAGGAAUGGACCCGGUCGCUGUUGCUGAAGGUCAAAAAGAAAUGAACAAGCUUUUUAAAGAACAUGGUGUUACUCCAUUUACUUCAUUAAAAGGGAUCUUUGUUCAAGGUCCUGUUUUCCUCUGUUUUUUUCUUGCGAUUUCUAACAUGGUGGAAAAAGUGCCGUCUUUUAAAACUGGUGGUGCAUACUGGUUUAUGGAUCUCACAACUCCAGAUAGUUUGUAUAUCUUUCCAGUUUUGACCGGUUUAUCAUUCCUUAUAACACUCCAGUGCAACAUGCAUGAAGGUAUGGAAGGAAAUCCUAUUGCUGGCACCAUGAAAAAAUUUCUAAAAGUCUUCGCUCUCCUUUCGGUUCCAAUGACUGCGAGUUUUCCUACGGGCAUAUUUUUUUAUUGGAUUACAUCCAACAUGUUUUCACUCGUUUAUGGAACAGCUCUUAAAGCUCCUGGGGUGAAGAAGUACUUGGGUAUUCCUGAGAUACCCAAGCCGCCACCUGGCAGUAAACCUCCUUUAUCUCUGCUUGAAAUGUACCAAAAAAUGAAAGAACAAGCCUCCGCAACACAAGCCUCUGCAACACAAGCCACAGCAAGCCAGGAAACUUUCUCACCAUUAUUGCCUGCUGAAUCAUCGAAGGCUACAAACCAGAGAAUAUCAUCAUCUUCUGUUCUCAGUCAGAGGCUUAAAACUCUGGAAAAGCAAUCAAAGUGGAAAAACAAAAACAAGAAGGGGUAUAAGCCUCUUUCUUCUUCACUGGGGAAAUAGUGAUGUUGUUAGAAUUGGUUAUUUAAGCAUUAUUUAAUGGGAGAGCUAUAAAGUCCCCACUAGAGGCUAGAUAGAGAAUAAGUUGAAUUGAAAUUUUGGCAUCUAAUGUUUCCUUAGAUGAUUUGAAUCCUGAAGGGUUUUAGGAGCUAUACAGUAGCUGUGCCAUAAUGCACAAACAGUGAUGCACUCUUGAGAGAGAUAACAAUUUUUGACCUCAUGUUCUUCAUUUUCAUGACCAUCAAAGCAUGGAAUCUGUACUGUAAUAUAUUGUUUUUGAAAUUGUUUUGAUUAUAUAUUAUAAAGAAAGUAUUGCUUGAUGAUUC
Messenger RNA from Tripterygium wilfordii, 1843 nucleotides. Its product is annotated as mitochondrial inner membrane protein OXA1. Gene Ontology annotation, biological process: protein insertion into mitochondrial inner membrane from matrix; mitochondrial respiratory chain complex IV assembly. Gene Ontology annotation, molecular function: membrane insertase activity. Gene Ontology annotation, cellular component: mitochondrial inner membrane. NCBI's taxonomy places the organism in Eukaryota, Viridiplantae, Streptophyta, Magnoliopsida, Celastrales, Celastraceae. Bases 141 to 1520 code for a protein of 459 amino acids. The transcript is spliced from 10 exons. The record is from RefSeq and is a predicted model, not a curated record.